This is a messenger RNA of Trichomonas vaginalis G3, 177 nucleotides long. RefSeq lists its product as uncharacterized. The coding region runs from base 1 to 177 and encodes 58 amino acids. The transcript has a single exon. The record is from RefSeq and is a predicted model, not a curated record. Lineage: Eukaryota; Parabasalia; Trichomonadida; Trichomonadidae.
AUGAAUGUAACAAUCGUAGUUGUCAUAGGCGAGGCCGGAUAUAUAACCGAGGUUAAAUGGGACGAAACAAAGAACCCUAAUGAGGGUGCCACCCAAGAACAAGACAAGAUAACACUUCAACUUGGUAAUGGAGACUACACAUUGCCAGACACAUUGCUAGAUCAACCACAACCAUAG